AUGGGCUGGCUCGGUACCCUUGGACCUGUGUACGGCGACCACGCAAGUGACAAACCCGACAACACCAUCCCAGUUCUCAACAAUGACAACGGGGACAUUAAUGCCGGGUACGGUGGAAAAUUCGUUUGGCUGGUGGCCCAGUACCACGCAGAGCGAGGCACCGGCAUCUCCGACAUCCGGGUCGUCUUCUCUGACCACGCACGCGAGGGGGCCUUGGACCUGGCCAAGGGAGCGGGCGGGCUGUAUCGGUACUUGGAGUUUCGCUAUGGCGGCGAGGGCGAGCGGCAUGUGAGGCAGGUGGUGCUUGCGCGGCGGAGCGAGCCCAUGAAUGCGGCCACCGCGCAGAGGCUGGGCUUCCAGGGCUUCAGCGACAAUAUCGACCACGGUCGCGGGUCGUUCAUAUACUUGCUGUGGAAUUAUUGA
This is a messenger RNA of Aspergillus fijiensis CBS 313.89, 423 nucleotides long. RefSeq lists its product as uncharacterized. The record is from RefSeq and is a predicted model, not a curated record. The transcript has 3 exons. The coding region runs from base 1 to 423 and encodes 140 amino acids. NCBI's taxonomy places the organism in Eukaryota, Fungi, Ascomycota, Eurotiomycetes, Eurotiales, Aspergillaceae.